AUGAUUAUUGUUUUCUUAGUAGAUGUUGGUGUUUCGAAAUUUCGAGAUGGAUAUUCUUUGUUGGAUAUCGCCAAAUUAGCGAUUCGAAGUUUUGUAAAGCAAGUGAAUAACGGAAAACAUGCAAAUAAUGUGAAAUAUAUUCUCGCAACUUCAGAUUAUCAUCAUCAUUGCCUGAAAACGGGGUUUCAUGAUCCAAUAAAUACACUUUUUGAACAACUUGAGCUAUUACUUCCUGUGGAGCCUUCUCUAGUUGGAAAUGGGCUUUCUUCAGUGUUCGAAUUGUUGAGUCUACGCAGAAUUACACGUCAUAUGGAUUCAUUCUAUAGAGGUCGAUAUGUUGAGCAUAAUGAAACUACUGGUAUAUUCUGGUUUACGGAUGGAAAGAAUCUUGACUAUUUGAAGACUACUCUAGACUAUCAGCUUGAGGAUAGAACUCCUAGUUCAAAUUUUUACACUGAAAAGUUUCGUUGGGAGCAAAAGCUUUAUACCUUUUUUCUCUCAUCAGAGACUUACGAAGUUCCCGAUAUAUUAAACGUUGCAAACGCUAGAAUGCGUGGACAAUUAUAUAGUGUACAGAAUGAAAAUGAAGUUCUGCACGCAAUUGGCAAUAUCCUUGGUACUCAGAAAGAUCCAUAUCCACACUCUAAAGAAUUGUACCCAUAUACCUUUUUUGCAACAUGUGGCGUAAUGGUAAACUUUGUUGAUGCAUGUAGUAAUGUAUCAACGGAUGAUGGUUGUCUUGUCCAAUUAUAUGUCGACCCAGCCAAACAUGAAGGAUAUUAUCCUAUUCCUGAAAAUAUUUGGAUAAAUUCCGAAAUAUUGAGAUUACCAAUGGACAAGUCAUCUUUGAUUCGUCGGACGGCAAUACCAAAGAUCUAUUAUUGGAAAGAGAAUGAUUUUUGUACUAAUACGCACGACGUACCAUCAUAUUUACCACGUGAUAGUUACGUAGUUUCGGAUUGUGAUAUAACUAGAGAGUUACAGAGUCAAAAGCCAGGAACAAAGUGGCCCGUGUUUGUGAAAGAUAGUGGUCGGGGGCCAGGAUUUGGUGAUUCUUUUGGUUACUUAAUUGCUGGAAAGAAGAAUGAGACUGAUAUGGAAGUUAAUCAAUUGAGACCGGAGCCAACAUUAGAGUGGAAAGUCUCCUUCGAAACUUACCGGAAAAAUUUACCUUGGUAUUAUUUACAGCCAUUAUCUAAGGUUUUCGCCGCAUGCAGUCUUGAUAGGACGGUCGAUAUUAGCCUUUUUACUAAACCAAAAACAGAUGGUCUUGAUACGUUAGUAAAUCAAAUAGUACAACAAUUCGCAAACCCAAAGUUGGAUGAAAUGCGAAAGGACAUUGUGGCAAAUCGUUGGAGCGUAACAAAGACGAUGCCGGGUGUAACAAGAACGGCACCAUUGCCAGAAACGAAUUAUGAUAUGAUGUCUUUGCUAGACAUAACAUCUACUAUAAGACGUGAAUUUCGGGAAUCACUUAAUACACCGAUCGAAACAGAUUCUGUGAAUUCGGUUGGUACUGGAGAUAUGGGAAAUUUUAAUAAGGAGAUAAUGAUAAAAAUGAUCAAAAAAGAUAAUUUUAGAAAUCCAUUCGAAGAAAAUAAUGCAGAUGCUAAAAAGAAAGAUGAUAAGCGAGCGUUUGGUAGUCCAUACAAAAAUCCUACUCAGAAACCACCAUACAAAUGGAGUCUGACAAAAAUGGCACCAGGUUUUCGUGAAAGAUUACCUUCAGGGUUAAAACCGAUUUCUUUUCAAGGGUUGCCGGAUCGAGGAAUACCUCCUUUCGUAAUUCUUCCUGGAAGACAAUUAACGACUACAAUCGGAUCUACAAUAACAACAAAAGUUCGGUCAAUAAAGUUACCGAAAUAUCCGUUCGAUGUAAAUAAUUCAAAAAUACAGGGUCACAAACCAGCCAGUAGAUUCAAUUUCAAUUCUAAACCACUUACUCCACCGUUGACCCCCACAAGUGGAACAUUUUCAUCGUUUUCACCAGAUUUAUCAAAAAUGGACCUAGACGAAAAUCGAACACUUGACAUGAGUUCAGAUUUGACAAAUGAUGAAGUUCAGACUAACGAUCCUAAUCAUUCUGAGUCACAAAUAUUGACGGUGAAUAAUGAUAGUUCGUCAGAAGUUAAAUCAGCCGAAAUGAAAUCUAUUUCAUUAAAUACUUCAGAAACUAACAUAUCAGUGGCGAAUAAAUCAACACCAAACAGUUCUGGAUUGGAAAUGCUCGCUUCGUUGAGCACUGCUUUGAAAAACCAAGAAGUAAUUGAUCCCUUAAUCAAUAAUUUAGAAGGAUUAAAUUUAACUAAUGCUAAUUCAAAGAAUUUUAUGGAUGAAAUGAAUAUCCCGCAGAAAGUUGCAUCGAUUGAAGUAGAACAUAACGUGCUAGAUAAGUCUAAUAAGGGCGGUACGAACGAGAUGCAAACUAAUCAUGUAUCCGAUGGUCGUGCUAGAAGUAUAAAGAGAAUAAUACGAUAUAGGCCGUUGAAAAAUUAUGAAAUAUUUGAUCUUCAUUCUUCCAAAUUUGCAAUUGAGUUAAGACAAAAAAUUCAAGCAGAUUUGCCAGUUUAUAAUGAGUCUGAUAUUAUUAAUCAAUUACGAGAAUUUGCCGAAUCAAAGAAUUACUCGCAGGAUUCUAAAAUUAAGUUUAUAAAAUCCAUAAAAGAAUUCGUUAAAGCUUCGCGGAAAAAUAAUCUUUUGAAGGAAGUCGAACUUAUAAUCAGUGAUCUAGAAACUGGUUUGUCUAAUUCAACUGAUCGUUCUAUAAAGAAGGUGAUAAUAUGA
Molecule: messenger RNA, 2784 nt
Organism: Cetraspora pellucida
Lineage: Eukaryota; Fungi; Glomeromycota; Glomeromycetes; Diversisporales; Gigasporaceae
Source: the annotation of a GenBank genome assembly